Trypanosoma grayi is the source of this 2238-nucleotide messenger RNA. RefSeq names its product cAMP specific 3,5 cyclic phosphodiesterase. Bases 1 to 2238 code for a protein of 745 amino acids. Gene Ontology annotation, biological process: signal transduction. The record is from RefSeq and is a predicted model, not a curated record. Lineage: Eukaryota; Euglenozoa; Kinetoplastea; Trypanosomatida; Trypanosomatidae. Gene Ontology annotation, molecular function: 3',5'-cyclic-nucleotide phosphodiesterase activity. The transcript has a single exon.
AUGCACGUGCCCGCGACGAAAAGGACCGAGGUGCUUUCACCAAGGGAAGUUUACGCGGGUGCUGUGCCACAGGAACAACUGUUAACAAGGUUUCUCUCUCAAAUGGAGCAAAAACUGAUGGAGUCCGAAAACCUAGAUGACUUCCGCGGAUGGGUGAGAGAACACACCCAGAGGCACCAGGUCUCACUGUCCGAGGUGCCGCGGCACGAGGGAAAGCCGUGGCAGGGCUCGACCAACACCUGCCAAAAGAACACAGGGACGGUGCUGUCGCUGGCGUCAUUGGUAGACCUAUACAACAGUGGUGACCAUCAGGCAGAGGGCAAUGGCUCCAGCCACAUUCACCACAUCGAGAAGGGCAAAGAUACGGUUGAAGAUGGCGGCAACAUACAGCCACCAGAAUCUCCUCUCAGCAACUGCCCGUCUCUGCCGGAAUCACUUCGUGUCGACACGCCCACCCGCACCAAGAAAAAUGUGGAGAGCCCAUCAUCGGUGCCAGUCAUGACUCCAGUAUUGUCGACACAGAAUGGGAGUCGCGUCGUUGUGGGCCCCGGGUCAAAGACUUGGCUCGACGACGACGACAACAGCACCAAUAAGGAGGUGGCCUCUUUCCUCCACUUGUCAUUCUCAUGGGGGUCGAGCAUGUUUGGCGGCGGACUCAGCUCGCUGGGACUUGGCAAACACUACCUCGAGGACGACUCCAACCCACUUGGGCAGGGUGGUGCACACAACAACGCCAACGAGUCAACCUCACUGCUCAUCGAUGCCACACGCAGUGUGUCUUCUGGGUACCCCCGCGGCCAGGCACCGUCGCUCCCUAAGGGCGCGUCAGUUCUUGAAUUGUGCAGCGGUGACGACUUCGCGGCGGGCAUGCCUGUGUAUUCUCUCGACGGGAACUUACCAGAGCGGUGCCUGCUCUUCUCGCGUCCCUCGUCGCGGCACUCGCCGGUGCUACGUCCCGUUGAAGAGGUUCAGGAAAUAUUAAGGGGCAUCGACAUCCCAUACUUUGAGGAAUUGGAAUCCCCCAGCGUGGAUCCUGUGGAGCUUUUCAACCGCUACGGAAGCAGCGUAUAUGUCUUCGCGUGUCUCAAUAUAUUUCUUCGCUACAGUUUUUCGUGGCGUUUUGGGUUCAACGUGGAGCGGCUUCACCGCUUUUACACCACUGCCGCUACAUACAUACGCUCGCGAAAUCCGUUUCACAACGCGAUUCAUGCAUUCGAUAUCGUUGUGGCAACGCACCAGUACCUGAUGCAGCCGUAUCUUGCGGAGAACUUCAGUGAUGAGGAGCUCUUCGGGCUUCUCUUCGCGUCGUCGGUGAUGAAACUGGGUCACAUAGGAGCCAGCAACAGUUUUCUUACUGAAGCCCGCCACCCGUACGCUACCACGCAGAGCUACCUCUCCCCGCUGCAGAGUGUCAGCGUCUCGCUUGCGUUCGCCUUGCUAGACACCCCGGAGUGCUGCUUUCUCACCUUUGCAUCUCCGAACAAGACCGAGUUCCCUUCGGUCACAUCCGUCUGGACGCGUGAAAUGGACACCGCGCUGCACGAGACCGUCGCUAAGCUCGUGAUGGCCACCGAUGAACGGAAUCACGAAACACUCUUCAGCGAGCUUGGGAAGAUGCUUGGGGAGGGGGGCGGAACGGUCGUGCGCGAUUCUCACAUAAUGCCCCUCAUGCAAAACGUGUUGCAUGCCGCAGACUUUUGCUACGUGAUUCGCCGCCAAUCAGUCUACGCUUUCGCCGCGGCGAGGGCGGUCGCAGAAGUCUACCGGCAGGAUCAUAUCUUUCGUCGUCUCGCGAGUGUGAACAUCACACGGCUGUGGAGGCACGGCUUCCACUUCUUGCCUGCCGCAGACACCAAAGAAGCAGCAGAUCCCCCCACCAGCUUCGUUCCGGCCUCUGUCGUCGAGAGGGUGCGCUCUCUACGGGGGGCACGCAGCACUGACCAGGUAGGCCCGCUGUCGUUUCUCUCAGAUUCGACUGGGAGCCCCGCAACCAGCGAGAUGACUGCGACACCACGGGAACCGACUGCUGUAGAUGGGGCGCCUGUGCCGCACAGCGAGCACUACGCCAAGAAGAUGCAGCUAGCGGUGCUGGAGGAGUUGUUCUUGCCGUACAUUCGCGCCAUGACGCCGUUUGUGCCGCAAUGGUGGCUGACGAACGCGCAGCAGAAUCUGGCCUGGCUGCGUGAGUACUCUGCGGACGCAUUCGAGGNACGCCGUUUGUGCCGCAAUGGUGGCUGA